Lodderomyces margitis is the source of this 639-nucleotide messenger RNA. RefSeq names its product spindle checkpoint protein (gene MAD2). The transcript has a single exon. Gene Ontology annotation, cellular component: cytoplasm; kinetochore; nucleoplasm. Bases 1 to 639 code for a protein of 212 amino acids. Gene Ontology annotation, biological process: mitotic spindle assembly checkpoint signaling. The record is from RefSeq and is a predicted model, not a curated record. Lineage: Eukaryota; Fungi; Ascomycota; Pichiomycetes; Serinales; Debaryomycetaceae.
AUGUCAGCAUCUAAACUAGCGUUAAAAGGUUCAUCCAAGAUAGUCUCUGAUUAUUUUGAAUUCGCCAUCAAUAGCAUCCUUUUCCAACGAGGUAUAUACCCCGCCGAAGAUUUCAUCACAGUACGAAAAUACGAUUUGCCCAUGGUUAUCAACAAUGACGACGAUGUUAAAAACUACAUCAGCAACAUUAUGCAGCAGUUGAAAAAGUGGAUAUAUGGUAAAAAGAUUACUAAGUUAAUUGUGGUUAUUGUAUCCACUAGCACUGGUGAAAGUAUAGAACGAUGGGAAUUCAAUAUUGAAACAAAAGAUGAUGAUGACAGGGACAACAACAACAAUGGACCUACCGAAAACGGUGAACAAGGAGAGAAGAAGAGCAAGAAUGAUAUACAAAAGGAAAUAAGAGCAAUAAUACGUCAGAUAACUUCGUCAGUGAGUUAUUUGCCCAUUUUAAAAGAUGACGAACACACCUUCAAUGUGUUGGUGUAUACUGAUAAAGACACCAACGUACCUAUACAAUGGUGCGACACCAAUGGUGAUGGUAGGAUAUUGGAAGGCGAAAACGUUGAUGACAUAGAUUUUGCAAGCUUUAGCACGGAUAAGCAUACGGUAAAGACUUCAGUUAGUUACAAGUUUGAAUAG